AUGGCACCACCCAACAAGGAGAACAUCCAGGGAGACAUCUGGCCCCGUUUGUCCAAGAAGCACGAGCUGUUUGUCUUCUUCCGCAUCACUGACCCUCAGCUGUUCAAGAAACACUUGGCUGUCCUUGUUCCCAAUCUCACGACUGCCAGACAUGCUGAGAAGUUCAGAAGCGGGAUUUACAAGAAGAAGGCUGAAGGUACUUUCCAAGGUCUGGUCCAUUUCUCUGCCAUCAAUGUUGCCUUCUCCGCCAAGGGUCUAGCAAAGCUUGGAGCCGAACCAUUCAACGACGAUGUCUUCAACAACGGCCAGUGGGAGGAUUUGACCUACCCCCUUGCGGGAGAUGACAAGACAAAACAUAACGGUCUCGAUGACCAGCAUGAUUGGUUCCACCAAUUCACCCCACGAGGUGGAUACCUCGACGGUGUCUUCACUAUCACCGGUGAAAGUGAAAAGACCUUGGUCGAUACCAUUAAAUCGGUUAAGCAGGCUUUCGGAGUUGGUCUUGAGCCCAACCCAAACGACAAAACCCCUCCAGCCGACCCUAUUCUCGACAAGCCAAGUAUUCAACUUGUCUUCCAGCAGCAGGGACAUGUUCUUGAUGAUGACAGAGAACAUUUUGGAUGGGUUGAUGGUAUCUCCCAGCCCGUUGUCAUUGGUCUGGACACCGAUGCGAAGGUCGAAGAAGCCAAGAAGGGCUUGAAGCCAAUCCAGGCUGGUACUAUUCUUGUUGGAGGCGAAGGCGAUCAAAGCAACCACCCGGCCUGGGCCAAAGAGGGAAGCUUCAUGGUGUUCCGCACAUACGAACAGAGAACACCCGAGUUUGUCGCCUGGUGUGGCCGCAACACCAAGAAAAUCGCCACCGAGGGCAUGACAGCGCGAGCUGCGGGAGAGCUUCGCAAAUUCUCCUCCCGUGUUAUUGGACGAUGGCCCAACGGAGCCCCGCUUGAACUUCACCCAGACGAAGAUCCUACACCUAUGGAGCAUCCUGAGCCAAUGCAGAACAAGAAGUUGUUGUUUGAGAAAUGGAAAAAGGAGGGCAAAGACCCUGAAGCGGAAUAUAAGAAGCUGGAAUUGGUGAAUCACACGGAUGCCUUCACUUACGACCCUGAGGACCAAACCAAAUGUCCUUACGCUGCCCAUAUCCGGAAGUGCGGGCCUCGAGAUGACUUCCCCAAUUACGAGAGGCAUCUUAUGUUGCGACGAGGAAUUCCCUACGGACCAUUGACAGAGAUCAAUGAGAAGGGUGGUGGCGUGUCACAGCAUGACCGUGGCCUGUUGUUCGUUUCCUACCAGAGCAGCAUCACCAACGGAUUCCGAUUCGUCCAGAAAGAAUGGGCAAACAAGGAGGAUAAACCCGUUGAUUUCACUGACAAGAUGGGAAAUAUCGCGCCCCAGGGUAUCGACGCUAUCAUCGGUCAAGUACCUCCUGAGUACCGCGAGGAGGAUAACGUUACCAAAUACGAGCACCCGGCUCCUGUUGCAAACUUCCCCGAUGUUGAGAAGCCUGUGCCGACCCCGAACAAGCAUUACAUUCCCAUCGAACGCUGGGUCAUCCCUCGCGGUGGUGAGUACUUCUUCGCUCCUUCGAUCUCAGGAAUGAAGGAGGCUCUUUGCAAGUAA
This is a messenger RNA of Penicillium egyptiacum, 1620 nucleotides long. The record is from the annotation of a GenBank genome assembly. Lineage: Eukaryota; Fungi; Ascomycota; Eurotiomycetes; Eurotiales; Aspergillaceae.